AUCACAUUCCUAUCCGCGCACGUCCGAAUACUCCGAAUUGCGAUUUGUGGUUAUGUGUUUUGACACGCUUUGACAUUAUCCAGAGAAGCCAGGAGCACGUCAUAAUAUUUCGCCCAGGAUGAUGUCCGAGAGGGAUUACGCGCCCCUGAGCGCGGCAUGCGUACGAUCCCUCAAUGACAAGUUGUACGAGAAACGGAAGCCAGCCGCCGUGGAGAUAGAGAAGAUGGUGAAGGAGUUUGCGGCUCACAAUAACACCGUGCAGAUCAAGAGACUGCUGAAGGUUCUUGGGCAGGACUUCGCCACCUCGCAGAAUCCGCAUACGCGCAAGGGCGGUUUGAUAGGCCUCGCAGCGAUCGCGGUCGGUCUUGGAAAGGACACUGGUCAAUACAUAGAGGACCUGAUUCACCCAAUCCUAGCAUGUUUCUGUGACGCCGAUCUGAGAGUCCGAUACUAUGCCUGCGAGAGUCUGUACAACGUAGUCAAAGUGGCAAGGGGCGCGGUACUGCCUCAGUUUACAGACAUUUUCGCCGCUCUCAGCAAACUGGCUUGCGACUCUGAGCAAAGUAUAAAAAACGCCACAGAGUUACUCGACAGACUAAUGAAGGACAUCGUGACGGAAAGCGGCCUCUUCGAUUUAGUCGGAUUCAUGCCUCUGUUGCGCGAGCGUAUCUAUACGAAGAACCCAUUUGGCAGACAGUUUGUGAUAUCAUGGGUAUCCGUGCUGGACGCGGUGCCCAAUAUGGACUUCACAAUAUUUCUACCUGAGAUACUCGACGGAUUGUUCAGGAUACUGGAGGACCCAACGCCGGAGAUCAAGAAGGUCACGGAUACGGUUCUCGGUGAAUUUUUACGUAGCAUAAAAGCCAAUCCCGCGAGAGUGGAUUUUCCGGCCAUGAUAAACAUACUGAUUACACAUGCUCAGAGUAGCGACGAGCUGCUUCAAUUGACCGCCAUCACAUGGAUCAAGGAGUUCGUACAUCUUUCCGGGCCGCUUAUGUUACCGUACAUGUCCGGCAUUCUCGUGGCCGUUUUGCCCUGCUUGGCCUACGACGGCGACACACGCAAAAGUAUUAAAGAAACGGCAACGCAAGUAAAUGCAAAUUUAAUGAAAUUAAUAAUCGUCAAGAGUACAGAAAUUACAAACAAGGAUCAAGAAAAGGUACAUCCUACAAAAGAGAAGGAUGAUGUAACACAAGAUCAUUCUCUGGCUGAAAACUUAGAUCUCGCCAGCGUAGUGGAGGUGCUUACGAAACACUUACUGUACCUGUCGGUCCAAACUAAAGUUGCAGUUUUAAAAUGGAUACAUCACUUGUUUAUAAACAUUCCACAAAAAAUGUUUAAUCACAUCGAGGACUUGUUUCCGAUAUUAAUGAAAUCUUUAAGUGACACUUCCGACGAGGUGGUGCAACAGACUUUAGUGGUAAUGGCUGAGAUUAUCAGCUCGAAAUCUCCGGAGGCGGUAGCGGCCGAUCCCAACGCAAAGAUGCAGAACAAGUAUUUCACAAAGUUUAUAAUCAAUUUAUUGAGACUCUUCUCGACCGACAGACAUUUACUGGAAGAACGGGGCACUUUCAUUAUAAGAGAGCUGUGUACGCUUCUGAGCGCGGAGGAUAUAUACAAAACUCUGGCCAAGAUACUGCUGGAAGAACAAAAUUUAAGCUUCGCCUGUACAAUGAUACAAACCCUGAACGUUAUCCUGUUAACCAGUUCCGAGUUAUUUGAUUUGCGCAACAAACUUAGGCAUUUGGACUCUCCAGACAGUUGCGCGUUAUUCGAGUGCCUGUAUGUAUCCUGGUGUCACAAUCCAGUUGCAACAGUCGCCCUGUGUCUCCUGUCUCAACAUUACCGACACGCGUGCAACAUCAUUCGAUCUUUCGAAAAUAUAGAGGUUACAGUGGAGUUCCUAACGGAGAUAGAUAAAUUGGUACAGUUAAUAGAAUCACCGAUAUUUACUUAUCUGAGAUUGCAGCUUUUGGAAUGGGAGAAGAAUGAUGCUUUAAUAUAUGCAUUAUACGGCUUGCUCAUGAUCCUGCCGCAGAGUGAUGCCUACGCUACUUUGCAACGUCGUUUAGCGGCGAUACCUCCAGCUACGAAGCCGAUAUCUAAAAGUGAUCACUCGCAGGAGAAAACUGAUGCUAAUUGCCCGUUCGAUUUCAACAAACUGUUGAAACAUUUCCAUGCAGUACAAGAGCACCACAGGGAACAAAAGCGCAAACAAAGACUGAAUUCCUUAGUCGAGAGGAAUACUAGUCACGUAGAUGUAUGAAUCACGCGUUCCUUUUUUCACGCGCGAAAAUUCGUACGCACGGAUUUUACAACGCAUAUAAGAGAAAAGACACGCCUGACUUGCUAAUUUUUUACCGCAUAAUUUUACUGCAUAAUGUAAAACUUAUGUUUAGCUUUGUUAUAUAAAAAUAUAAUUAUUAUUUAUUGAAACGCAAUCGUUA
Messenger RNA from Temnothorax curvispinosus, 2447 nucleotides. RefSeq names its product protein VAC14 homolog. The record is from RefSeq and is a predicted model, not a curated record. Gene Ontology annotation, biological process: phosphatidylinositol biosynthetic process; positive regulation of kinase activity. The transcript is spliced from 7 exons. Lineage: Eukaryota; Metazoa; Arthropoda; Insecta; Hymenoptera; Formicidae. The coding region runs from base 119 to 2266 and encodes 715 amino acids. Gene Ontology annotation, cellular component: endosome membrane; PAS complex.